AUGCCACUAGAAGUACUGGGGCCUCUUGCGGUCUUCACGGCCGGGGUGAAGGCACUUCCUGGAGCAGCUCUCCUGAAGACAGGCGGAGCUGCGGCCGCGGCCAAGGGAUCAGGUGUGUUGGCAGCCAAGGGCAAAGCAAUCUUCACAACAACACACGGAACAGGAACAGGUGUGGGCGGCGCGGGCGGCGCGGGCGGUGCGGGCGGUGCGGGCACAGCUAGCCACGAGGCUCUGGAAAAAGCAAAAUCCGAACUUCAGAAGGCAGCCAAUGAUAUCGAGGAGGCCGAGGCGGCUACAACCACCAAAAGUAUGAUGCCGCUCGGUCUACUGGCCGCAUUCGGACUCGGGCCUAAAGAAGAUGCUGCGGUUGCAGCCCUUCGUCGUGCAAGAGUUAAGGGUGAGCACAGUGAUGAACGCCGUGUCCGCCUCUCGACGGUUCCCGAGCGGUGCACCAAUUACGGUGACUUUCUCUGA
Messenger RNA from Besnoitia besnoiti, 474 nucleotides. RefSeq lists its product as uncharacterized. The transcript has a single exon. The record is from RefSeq and is a predicted model, not a curated record. The coding region runs from base 1 to 474 and encodes 157 amino acids. Lineage: Eukaryota; Apicomplexa; Conoidasida; Eucoccidiorida; Sarcocystidae.